This is a messenger RNA of Nelumbo nucifera (sacred lotus), 1297 nucleotides long. Its product is annotated as THO complex subunit 7A-like. NCBI's taxonomy places the organism in Eukaryota, Viridiplantae, Streptophyta, Magnoliopsida, Proteales, Nelumbonaceae. The record is from RefSeq and is a predicted model, not a curated record. Gene Ontology annotation, cellular component: THO complex part of transcription export complex. Gene Ontology annotation, biological process: mRNA processing; mRNA export from nucleus.
AAGUUAAAACCCCCAAAACUUCAGGGUGUUUUCUCACUGUACUCUAUACUUCUAGUUUCAUCGAAAUAUUGAAGAUUCAAGCUCAAGGAGGGACGAAAUCAAAUCGUACAGGGUAGAAAUAGUUCUUGGCUGAUACAAUGUUAGUAAAAGGAAGGAAAAUUGCUGGUAGGGGAGAAGAGAUGACAGCACACUAUGCUUUUGGUCCCCUUGAAGAUGACACGAUCAUCAAACAUAGGCUUCUGACUCGCACAACCACCACAAGAGGUGAACCUCCAUUGAAGAAACUCCAAAAGAAGUUUAUCUCUUUUGCACUUGAGAUUGACAAGGAUGCAGAUAACUAUAAUGAUUGUGAGAGGUUGUACAAAGCAUUUUUACAGGAGAUGACCACCUUUGAGCUCCCACUCCUCAAAAGUAAGGCGGUAAUUGAUGCUAACCUUAGAGAGAAGGAGAACUUCAAUGAGCUCCAAGGAGAGAUCCAACGCCAGAUCUUGCAAACACAGUCUGAUAUUGAAGAUCUGAAGAAACAACUUGAAGAGAGUAAAAUUGAAAGACAACACAAAGAGGAAUGUGAAGCAAUCAGGAAAUUGGUUGCUAUGCAGCCUGCACGGUCAGAGACUCAGAAGCUUAUCACAGAUCUCGAGAAAGAGAUUGCAUUAUUGGAGGCUGAAAGUACUGCUGCUUCAAGAACCUUGGAGCUUCGCAAGAAACAGUUUGCUCUUUUGUUGCAUGUUGUGGAUGAGUUGCAGAACAAUAUAGAGGAAGAACAGAAGAGUUUGGCCGAGGAACAGAGGAUUGCUAUGGAAGAGCAGAAGAUCAGCUUGGAGGAUAUUAACGGUGGUUCUGAAGCCAUGACCGUGGAUUAAGAACACUGUUAAUGCAAAGAUUAUGCACUGGUUUUGGGCCUUGGCUCAAAUUAGGCAUUUUUGCUCUUCAUUGGAUAUGCUGAAUAUCAGGAUUCAGCCAUACGUAGGAGACAAGGUAGUCAUGGACAUUUCUUUUCGGUUUUUUUUUUUUUUUUUAUGGGGAUGAGGGGUAGCCCAUCCCCCAACCCUGGUGGCAGCGGGAUUUGAUCCCUACAUACCUUUUGAUGACAAAUUUCCCACGAGGGUUGUAGGAGGAAUUUGUAGAAAGAUGGUAAAGAGUUAUCCAAUUGUACCGUAGUUUGGUAUUGGAAGAAAAAUACUAGAGGAACAUUAAUGCUAGUUUAUUCAGGAUUCUAAUAGCUUGACACUUGUGGCUUUUAGGCUAUGUUUGGUUUGAAGGAAAAGGUAAGGAAAGGAAGGGAAAGACAGGGAAA